CUGUACAUUGUACCUGGAGGUCACAGCUCAUUACACCUGCCUGCACUCUCACUGCCAGGGAACCUUCAGAACUGAGCAAGCCAUUGUGAUCUUAGGCGACGUUGUGUGACUUUGAAUUGAGGAGUAUCGGACUGCUGAGCUAGGAGAAAGGAUAUGUACACAUGCUGCAUUUAGAACCUCCAAAGGCAGACAGUCAACUCUUUACCACAGUAACACUCUGCCACUGAGAUCUGUGCCACUCACAGGGAGAUGGAACACAAUCUCUGAGCCAUCAUCAAGCUUGCGCUACAAUCCCUUCAAAGUUACCCUGACUAGCCUUCAUUGAAGCCCCCACCCCUAGCCCAAGAUGCCCUCGAAGACAUCACUCUACCUGAAGUCGAACACACUGCGGUCCAGAAAGCCAAAGCGCAGGGAACCGCUGUCCGUCAGCAUGAUCAGCCAACCGCUCGGCGACUUCCGUCACCUUUCCCACAUUGGGAUGGACUCCCAUGGCGACGCCUUCGGUGACCUCUCCUUCCUGAAAAGAGUAAACAGCCUGCCCAACGAGGCCUCGCUCAGCAAACUGGGUCUCGGCCCAGACAACGUCCCGCCACCACCUAAACCCCCCCGCCUUGAACCCGGGGAAGACGCAGAGCCCCAGGGUCACCACGCUAACCAGAGGCACAAGAAGUGCCACUCACUGCCUCUGCUGGACAGUAUGGAGGCAGAUGAGGCAUCCUCGGAGGAAGAGCCCCCACACUUCAUCACUGAACGGCAGGCGGAGUCCACUCAGGAUCUUCCCCCGGAGCCCCCUGUACCGGAGGAUGACCCCCCCUUCUCUCUUAAUCUGGACCUGGGCCCCUCCAUCCUUGAAGAUGUCCUGAGGGUGAUGGACAAACUUAGCCAGUAAUGUGGUCUCCGUUUUCCUACACCAGGUGGUGGGCCUAUUUGUCUGUGGCCAGGAUUCAGUAGCCGAUUCUCCUUAUCCAAACCUGUGUGAACUGUACAUGAUCUGAAUGUGAACCACUGUUGGCUGGCUCAGUGGAAUGAUGCAAGUCGCUAUCCGCCCGUUGUAGUGACAUGAGCCACUAUUAGCGGGCUAGUUCGAGUGGCAUGAGCUACUGUUGGCUGGCUGAGUGGCAAAGGAGUAUUCUUUCCUGUUUCCAAGUGCAAACUGUCAACAUGUGACCCUGCUCUGGUGACAGAGAUUUCCUCUGUACACCUGGAGCAGUCACAUGACAAUAACACGACACACUGAGACAUACACAGUGAAAAAUAUGUUUGAGGGUCUAUAUGGAUAUGUGGUGACUGUCACAUGCCGUGUUUGCACUGUUUCUUUAACAACUGCAUUGGUCUCUCGCGACUACCAUCGAUCUGAAACAUGGAUUCAUUAUGGAGACACCGGGAACAGCUAUUGCUCUUAUUGAUGGAAUCCAAAUUUGUACAUUAAAAUACAGUAAUAAUAUUAAUGUCAAUUUGUGUUGUGUCUCUUAAAACCUUCUACAUGGAUAAGGAGAAAGAGUAUGAGGAUGUUUAAUAUGUGUAGAGUAAGUAAGCUAACAGUUGAGUCUUUUAAAUUAGUUGAAACAACAAAAUACUAACAAUGGUAAAAUGGCAUCAUUUGAAAAUCAGGAAGUUAACAUAAAUGGUUAAUUCAUUAACCAGCUUAUAUCACUGAUGAUGUCACUGAGUGAAAAUACCACAGCAGGUAAGAGAGAGACACGUGAACUAUAUCCUGCUAAAACAUACCCCUUCCUGCUCCCCUGUUAAAUGAUUGUUCCAAAGGUUCAAAGACAAUCUUUCUGUACAAGCAUAAUGCCUGUGUUUGCAACCAAACCAUUAUAAUGCUUUGAUUAUAUGUAUGAGUUUCAAGGUUUAAGGUUGUUUAGGUUCUUGGGUAAAUGUCAAUGUAAUACUCCAAGGGAACACAUUAUAAGUAAAUGUGCCACUUAUAUAAAUCCUAAUUAGCUCUUUCCACCAGUUAAGCACUGCAUUGCCCCAUCUCAUCACCCUGCACUUCCCACACUGACCAUCUGCUCCACUACAAGACUGUUGUACCAACCUAAGGAUCAAAAAAGGUGGUUCUGUGAACCAUCAACCAUCACCAACAAUCAGACCAUGGUCAAAGUCACUGAGACAAUGCUUAAAUCCCUAAUGUCUGAACAAAAAUAAAUCUCUUCUGUAUGUCUGAAUAUUUUAUAUAUUGAGUUGCAGCCACACGAUUUUGGAAGUGCAGGCUUACAGAGUAAAGUGGCCACUCACAGUACAUAUGGUCAGUUGUAGAAGGGGAAUUUUGCAAUUUGGCAAUACUGCUAUACAUACCUUUCAUACAAUUUGGACUUCUCUGACCUCAAAAAUUGGGUAAAAGAAAUAUGUUGAAACCAAUAUGUGCUGUUCACUGAGAAUAGCCUGAUAGCCUUCAGGGAUCUCACAAAAGGUAUCUGUGUUGUGUUAUUUUUUGUCCCUUUCGAUGAAGAGCAGGAAAUGAAGCACUGUGUCGAGCUUAUGCAAUUACCGGGUGAUUUGUGGUAAAUCUUUGGACGACUGCAACUACUGCUAAUACUAUGGUGUUUAAAUAUUUCCAUUUACAAGCUGGUGUACAGGUGUACCUAAAAAAAGUGGUCACUGAGUGUAUAUGAACUAUGCUAGAGGGCAGAGGCUAUUGUGACAUCACGGAAAAUUGUGGACUAUAGCCACUACUGCUAAUACUAUGGAGCAUAAAUAUUUGCAUUUACAAGCUGGUGUACAGGUGUACCUAAUAAAGUUAUCUGAGUGAAUAUGAAAAUGUUGACAUAUAAUAUAUGUAUGUACUGUAAAAAGUGAGAGAGUAAUGGCAGUUUAAGAAACUUGUAAAAAUAAUUAAAUUCAAACUGUCACCACUGUAUAACCUGAACCCUCCCUCCAUUCAUUCCUAUGGGACUUUUUUCCCUGGAAAACCUUAAAUAUCUCAGAAAUGAUUUGGAAUAUCAAAAAGCUAUGAACAAACCCACCAUUUGGGACCAUGCUUGUGCUGAUGUGGGAGGAUUAGGCAGUGAAAAAAACUGUGGAAUAACAGUAGUGUGUUGCUUUGCAAUCACACAAAUAAAUGGCACAAAAGGUUUCCAUAUAUAAGCUUGACUUGAAUUCAUGAAAGAACUGACUAUCCCAACACAACGGUGGCACCUUUUCAAAGACAAGCUUUGUGGGGCUGGGGCAUGGAGUGAAUUUGGUUUGGCAGCAUGGAGAAGGCUGUGACAUUGCAAAAAAAAGAAAGCAUUAAGGUUUGGCCUGCCAACCCAAGGUGCAGAAAGCAUGCCAUCUACUGGUGAAAAUGUGAAAUUGAAUACCACUUUCAUAUGAGUUAUUUCAUAGAAAGGGGUUCCUCUGAAAGGCCAUUCAAAUGAAUACCAUUUGGCUGAGGAGCACACCCAAUUAUUUCUGCUGAGGAUGGUGCAACCAGUUACAUUUAAGGGGCACAUUUUUACAGGGGUGAUAUAGGUGCUUGAUAAUAUUUUUCCUUAAAUAAAUUAAAUGAUUUGUAACAAA
Conger conger (European conger) is the source of this 3504-nucleotide messenger RNA. Its product is annotated as cdc42 effector protein 2-like. The transcript has 2 exons. Lineage: Eukaryota; Metazoa; Chordata; Actinopteri; Anguilliformes; Congridae. The record is from RefSeq and is a predicted model, not a curated record. The coding region runs from base 347 to 889 and encodes 180 amino acids.